CAGACUUUCAAAACAGCGAGUGGAUGUGGAAAAGCCAAGGCACAAGACCAUUAUCACUUCCGAUGUUCGACAACAGAUUAUGGCCAUAAAUUCCAAAGCUCGUGAAGAUUGGGAGAAAAAGCAGGCUGAAACUGAAAAGUCCCAGAAGGUGAGUGAAUCUGAAAGCAGUACAGGAGCUGAUGCUGAUAAGGAGAAGGAUGAAAAUCGUGGAAAAUUAGUGAAGGUUAACAAAGAGGAAGAUGAUAAAAUGCGUGCGACAGCUGCAAAUGUUGCUGUUCGAGCUGCUACUGGAGUGGGUGAUAUUACAUCAAGAUGGCAAUUAAUGAUCGAGGCCAACCAGAAACAGGGAGGAACUGACAUAUCAUCCGGUCCUCAGACUAACAAAGACGUGGGACGAAAGCCUUUAGCAACCUCUACAAGAAACACAAGGGAAAAUCAAGAAUCCGAAAAGCGGGAUUCUUCUGUUGCUCUUACAACUCCUGCAUCGAUCAGAAAAGUGGGACGAAAUCAAGUUGUUGUACCACGGCUGGCUCGGAGCAUUUCAGUGAAGGAUGUGAUUGCAUUAUUAGAAAGAGAGCCUCAAAUGUCGAAAUCCACACUGCUCUACCGCUUAUAUCACAAGGUUAGCGCCGAUGCUGUCAGCGAAUAAUCCAACAGACACGAGCACGGGCACGUUUGGUUGGCAAGACGUGAUUUUUGGGAGUUUCACUUGCAUAGAGCAAUGCUGAUGCUUCUUCCUCCCAUACAUCACCAGUUCUUGUAGAUCUCGUUUCUCAUCAAUUUCUGUCUCAGUCCUUAUAGCUUAGAAAGAAUAAACGAUUUGGAUGCUUCGAUUUGUUUUUGGGUCUUUCAGCCAUAAAUUAUGCUCACAUGUACUUUAUGUAGUUGUUUAACCAUUGUUUGGUUGAAUAUAUUUAAUAUAAAGAGCAAAUAUCACUUAAAAUUUCAAA
Molecule: messenger RNA, 950 nt
Organism: Salvia miltiorrhiza (redroot sage)
Lineage: Eukaryota; Viridiplantae; Streptophyta; Magnoliopsida; Lamiales; Lamiaceae
Product: transcription initiation factor TFIID subunit 4b-like
Exons: 5
Coding region: 80-649 (189 amino acids)
Biological process (GO): transcription initiation at RNA polymerase II promoter
Cellular component (GO): transcription factor TFIID complex
Molecular function (GO): RNA polymerase II general transcription initiation factor activity; DNA binding
Source: RefSeq, a predicted model, not a curated record